Molecule: messenger RNA, 3077 nt
Organism: Arvicanthis niloticus (Nile rat)
Lineage: Eukaryota; Metazoa; Chordata; Mammalia; Rodentia; Muridae
Gene: Lrrc28
Product: leucine rich repeat containing 28
Cellular component (GO): cytoplasm
Molecular function (GO): protein binding
Source: RefSeq, a predicted model, not a curated record
AGUCAGGCCCGCCUCUCCGCAGGCUCCGCCCCGUAGCCCCGCCCUCCCUCUGUUUUCUGGACUGCCUACCAGCGCAGCCUGAGCCGCUGAGUGUUGGUCAGCGGGCGCCGAGAAAUGGACCAAUUUUGACAAGAUGUAGUGCAGCAGCCCUCCUGGUUGGACAUGUUCAGUCAUGGCAUCCGAACUCUGUAAGACGAUCUCUGUGGCCAGGCUUGAAAAGCACAAGAAUUUGUUCUUAAAUUACAGGAAUCUGCACCAUUUUCCACUGGAGUUACUGAAAGAUGAAGGGCUACAGCACCUGGAGAGGCUCUACAUGAAAAGGAACUCCCUCACAACCUUGCCAGAAAACCUUGCUCAGAAGCUUCCAAACCUUGUGGAACUGUACCUUCACUCAAACAACAUAGUUGUGGUUCCAGAAGCCAUUGGGUCCCUUGUGAAGCUCCAGUGUCUGGAUCUCAGUGACAAUGCCUUAGAGAUCGUUUGCCCAGAAAUCGGCCGUCUGAGAGCAUUGCGUCAUCUUCGAUUAGCUAAUAACCAACUACAAUUCCUACCUCCAGAGGUUGGCGAUUUGAAGGAGCUGCAGACACUAGACAUUUCUACCAAUCGUUUGCUAGCUUUACCCGAGAGGCUUCACCUGUGCCUUUCUCUGCAGUACCUCACUGUGGACCGCAAUCGGCUAUGGUGUGUGCCGCGUCACCUCUGCCAGCUGCCCAGCCUCAAUGAGCUCUCCAUGGCUGGAAACCGUCUUGCAUCUUUGCCAGUUGAUUUAGGUCGCUCUCGAGAACUGCAGUAUGUGUAUGUGGAUAACAACGUCCAGCUGAAGGGCCUGCCCUCGUACCUCUACAACAAAGUCAUCGGCUGCAACGGCAGGCUCUACAGCCUGACUCACACCCCAUGGAGCUCAGCGAGAAGACAGGCAACAAUACUGAACACAGAGGAUGCUGUUUCUGGCUGUGGCAUCCCCAUCCAGUUGUCAGAGGUGAGGCUGCUGACCUUUUCAUCUGGGCAGCUGACCGUCUUCCUCCCAGCAGAGGUGAAGGCAAUAGGCACAGAGAACGAUCACGUCCUGCCUCUGCAAGAACUGACCAUGCGGAGUCUCUAUCGCACCUACCAUAGGCUUUGGAAAGAUCUGAACUUUUUGUCUCCAAUCUCAUUACCCAGAAGUCUCCUGGAGCUGCUGCACUGCCCCCUGGGGCACUGUCACCGGUGUAGUGAGCCCAUGUUUACCUUCGUCUAUCCUAAGCUCUUCCCCUUGAGAGAGACACCUAUGGCAGGCCUGCACCAGAGGAGGACAAGUAUUGGCUUCGUGGCUUACUGCUGUUCCACCCAGUGUCUGCGGACUUUUAACCUGCUGUGUUGAUAAACACUCGAGCCUUAGGAGCACUGCCAGCUCAGCCACUGCAACUGCCUGCCAUCGCCCAGGAUGUGCGGCCGGGCCAGGAGAGGCCAGCCAGGCAGGACAGACCCUUCCAUCCUGCCCUGUCCUGUCCAGAGAAGGGGCAUCUGAACUCUCUGGAAAUGUCCUGAUUGGGCUUCACAACUAAAAGGCCUUCACCUUUCCCUCAAGUCGGAAUAUAUCCUCCCCCAAAUUAAGGACAUUUUGUCUUCUGUGUUUUUCUUUGUGAGUGUGUUUCAUACAUAAGCUUAGUCAGAUGAGCUUCCCCACAUCUAAUUUAAAGCGAGCUACAGUUCCCUGAAGAACUCUUAAUUUGGUAAUAGGACCAAAUUAACUGUUGGAUGGCACACCUUUGGUGAUGAUCCUCUGUCUUUCCCCAGAGGAUCAUUUCCCCUUGAGACUAUUCUCAUGAGCUUCUCCAUUAGAAACUUGUCAGUUUCUGGAGUCUCUGCGACCCCUAUGGCCUCGGCAGCCAGCACAGCAGGGCAGGGCACCUGGGCUGGAGCAGUUAGACUCCUGCAGAGCCACAGCGGGCUCCAGAGCACACGCUCUCUGGAAAGUUCCUGUCUUAUAUUUCUAAGUUUUGCAACCUAUGAAGACAUUUUUUGAGAGGGAUUUAAAAACAAAAAUGUAGACACUAAUUGAAUAUACUUUUGUUCUAAACUAUUACAGAAAAAGACACUUUGAAAUAUUGGGGAUUUUUUUAUGCUAAAAUUUUUCUUAUAAUUGGUAAGCUUGACAUCUCUGAUCUCCUGCUGUUAAUGGGGCUUAGUGUAUUUACCUAGUAUGUGAAAUUGCCUUCAUUUUCCUCUGAUUUCUCCCUAGGGAAACAGAAGGAAUGAAUGGGUCCACACUCCACCUUUGCAAAAAGCCCAUGAGCUUUCCUUUGCCAGAGAGAUGAGCUCUCUGGGAGGGUGUGGGGUGGGGGGCGGACUGAUUUGCUCUUCCUUUAAAAGGAUGCCACUGUAAUCUGCUUUACUUUCAGGUGUUCAUUUCGUUGCUGUGGAGUACUGCUUUUGGGGGUAAAAGUUCUCUAUUUACUGGUAUGAUUUAUGUAAAAUGAGUAAAAGGAGAAUCAAGAAGGGUUGCUUGGUGGAAAAACUAUUUCCCAAAACUUUGGUUGGCAACAUUUUGUUAGCCAGCCUAACUGUAAUUCUAGGCUCUAACAGUGCCAAAAGUCCUACAUAGUUACUGACAAGUGUGUGAUCUCUUUGCAGUCACACCACCUGCUGCCCAAAAAACUGACUCUCCAAGUAAUGGCAGAGGCAGAAAGCGGCCAUGCAUACCAUGUGUCGCCACUGUCCCUACUUCCUCCUGUCCCUUUCGCAACUUGCUCUGUUCAGCCUUAAUAUUUCAAAGGCCUACAGUAUAAUAGGAACUGAGCGUCUGGAUCAAAUGUACCUCUUCUUUCAUCCUUCGGAAUAAUGGAAGUUUCAGCACAAGCCCUACAUGUAUAUAAGCUGGAGGCAGGAAAAUGUGAUCUGACACUUCACAUAUGUGCUUGGCUUAAAUGAACAGCAGCGAAAUACAGGGCUGCACCUUUGUUUCGCCCUCAACCAUCUUAUGUCUUAAGUGGAGCUAUGACAUGUCACCCUGAUACUCAGGAAUUCUCAUUGAGAGACGGUGUAGGAUACUUUUGUUCUAACUUGUUUAAAUUCUUAAUAAAGGUGUUUACCCUCCA